This is a messenger RNA of Darwinula stevensoni, 801 nucleotides long. The record is from the annotation of a GenBank genome assembly. NCBI's taxonomy places the organism in Eukaryota, Metazoa, Arthropoda, Ostracoda, Podocopida, Darwinulidae.
AUCGGGAGCAUCCCGGACGCGGUGCUGGCGGCGCUGAAGGGGCACAAGGAUCUGGGCGUCCACUCGGAGAUGUUCAGCGACGGGGUCGUGGACCUCGUGGAGCUGGGGUGCAUCACGAAUCACCAGAAGGUGGUGCAGCCGGGGAAGCUGGUGGGGAGCUUCUCGAUCGGGACCAGGAGGCUCUAUGACUUCAUGGACAACAAUCCGUUCGUCUUGAUGGGGGACGUGUCCUUCGUGAAUAACGGGUUCGUGAUCUCUCAGAACCCGAAGGUGGCAGCGAUCAACUCCUGCAUCGAGGUGGACCUGACGGGCCAGGUCGUGGCCGACUCCAUCGGCACCAGGAUGUAUUCGGGCGUGGGAGGCCAGAUGGACUUCCUCCGGGGAGCGGCGCUGGGCUUCGACGGGAGGGGGAAGCCGAUCCUCGCUCUGCCCUCCACCACCAGCAAGGGAGAGUCCAAGAUCGUGCCUUUCAUCAAGCAAGGCGCAGGCGUGGUGACCACCCGUGCCCACGUGCACUACAUCGUGACGGAGUACGGGAUCGCCUACCUGUUCGGGAAAAACCUCCGGCAGCGGGCGCACGCGCUCAUCCAGAUCUCCCACCCGGACCACCGGGAGUUCCUGGAGAAGGCGACGUUCGAGAGGCUCAAGUGCAUGCCGUCCCCGUGAUCGGCGAGGGCGGAGCGGUAGUGUCCCCCCCCUCCGGACUCCUUUCUCAUGCGAUCGCGGUAGGGGAUGGAUGUUUUGAGUGCGUGGACGAGUCGGUAGGUCGGUCGGUGUAUCUCACGUAGGGUAGCUUUCGGG